Messenger RNA from Aspergillus ibericus CBS 121593, 1464 nucleotides. RefSeq names its product TOM complex pore protein TOM40 (gene tom40). The coding region runs from base 135 to 1199 and encodes 354 amino acids. NCBI's taxonomy places the organism in Eukaryota, Fungi, Ascomycota, Eurotiomycetes, Eurotiales, Aspergillaceae. The transcript has 3 exons. Gene Ontology annotation, cellular component: mitochondrial outer membrane; mitochondrial outer membrane translocase complex. Gene Ontology annotation, biological process: protein import into mitochondrial matrix. Gene Ontology annotation, molecular function: transmembrane protein transporter activity. The record is from RefSeq and is a predicted model, not a curated record.
CAAUCUCCCGGGCUGGUCUCAACAAGGUCUCUUCCCUUCUCUGCCCCCAACAAGAACGAACCGCGUAUAACGACCAACCUCCGUUUCCUCCCCGUCCCUUUACAGCGACCUUUAAUCCUUCCUCAGACAUCACAAUGGCCGACUCUCUAGCUCUGCCUUCCUUCCUCAUGGACAAUGCCGUGGGCGCUGCCCUCAAGGAUGCAUACACCUCGUUCUCAGAGCGCAGGGCCGCCCUCGGCCUUCCGAACCCAGGCACCCUGGAUAACAUCUCCCGGGAGGUUCAGAAGGAUGUUCUGCUGUCCAACUUCAUGUUCACCGGUCUUCGGGCAGACCUGACGAAGGUCUUUGGCAUGUCCCCUCUGUUCCGCGUGUCGCAUGCGUUUGCCAUGGGUGGCUCGAGCAACAUGCCCCCGUACAACUUCUCGGCCAUGUACGGAAGUCCAAAGGUCUUUAUGCAAGGCAACCUCGGAAGCGAUGGCGGUCUCGCUGCUGUCGGCAAUUACCGUUGGAACCCCAAGUUGGUUACCAAGACCAACACCCAGAUCAUGCCCGGUGGCCAGGGCCUGAUGCAGAUUGACAAUGACUACACCGGCGACGACUUCUCCGCAUCUCUCAAGGCCUUCAACCCUUCUUACUUGGAAGGAGGUCUUACCGGAAUUUUCGUCGGAAGCUACCUUCAAUCCGUUACUCCCGGCCUGGCCCUUGGCUUCGAAGCCAUCUGGCAGCGUCAGAGCAUGGGUGCUCGUCCGGAGUCCGCCCUUUCUUAUGGUGCUCGCUACAAGGCUGAUGACUGGAUUGCCAGUGCUCAGCUGCAGGCUCAGGGUGUCUUGACGGCCUCUUACUGGAAGAAGCUUUCCGAGCGGGUUGAGGCUGGUGUUGACAUGAACCUCCAGUUCGCUCCUAACGCCGCCGCUGCUCUCAUGGGCGGACCUAGCAGGGAUGGCACCACUUCCAUUGGCGCCAAGUACGACUUCCGCGCUUCCACCUUCCGCGCUCAGGUUGACAGCACCGGAAAGGUCAGCUGUCUUCUCGAGAAGCGGAUAGCUAUGCCUAUCGCUCUUACUUUUGCCGGCGAGAUUGACCAGGCCAAGCAAACGGCUAAGCUCGGUCUUGCUGUUUCCCUCGAGAUCGCUGGCGAGGAGCUGAUGGAGCAGCAGGAGAAGGCCGAUCCCCAGGACAUGAUCCCUCCGCCUUUCUAAGCACGCCGUGGCGUGCAGCUGGGGCUAAUGGGGCCCACGCGAUAGUGGGAGGAUAGAGCUAUUGCUCCGCAUCCGCCCUCGGCUUAUACCUUUUCACUAUUUGUUUUAGUAGCUCUUCUCUCUCCAUGUGCAUGUUUGGACGAUGGUGUAUCACAUCGGUUAUCCCCACGAAUGCGGUUUGCUGGUCCAGGGAGGCAGUCGUUUGGCGCCACGGAACCAAGUUUUGUAUAGAUCCAUCUUCGGUCCAGUCGAGAUAUCUCUUCGA